AUUAUGGAAGGGCGAAGGUUAAUUCGAGAUUUUGAGGACGCGUUUUCUAAUAUGCAACGACACAACGUUUUACGAUGGAACAAGACAGUUAUUUGAUUACUUACAUUCUUGCACGGGGCGAUUAAAAUUAGAAGAUGUUAUCGGUCUUAAAACGGGGAGAGACUAACGGUUCCCGCGUUAUCCAUGGAAAUCUCUCUUCAGAGAAAUAUACGUACGUAUGCAUGUAAGUACAGUUGCAGUGUAACGCGACGGAACGGUUUUAUUUUCGACGCGAUGUCGCAGGAAAUCCUGCUAUUCAAACCUGAGAAAAUGGGCUGAAGCUUUCUUUAGGGAUUCCGCUCGCACGUCUACGCGCCUACAAUGCCAGUCAGGAAUGAAUGGCACGAGGUUCAAAUACAUCUCUCGAUUAAAAAUACUACGCAAAAUGAACUCGUUACAUCGAGUGCAUUUGUAAAAUAAAAUAUGCAGACAUGUUGUUGCAUAUUAGAAUUCGUAAUGGAUUUGUAAAAUCAAAUCAAAGUCAGUUCUGUAAAAGUGUAUCGAGGAUUUAGUUAGGAAAAGGGACCGUGCCAGUUUCCUGACUGGCUUUCGGUCGCAAGUGGACCGUGCGAAGAAAAUCCUGUGAAGGAUUCGCGACGCGAACGAAAUUGUUCUUUUGUCAUCGAAUCGAGAUUCGGAGCGGAACCACUUUACCAAUUCAAACACUGCGGUUACGGAUUCAGUUUACGUUUCAUCGUUAAGGAGUGAUAGCGAGGUUUAUUAAAUGGAAAACAGUAUUACGUAAAUGAAGACGAUUAAUUUGAUCCAAAGAAGAUUAGGUUGAUAAAUAAUAUAAAUAACGAAUGAUCACGUAAAUCGCUGAGGGAUUUAAUUAUGCGUUGCAGGAAGAAUACGUAGCGGAAAGUAUCGCGUGGACGCCCAUAGAGUACUUCAAUAAUGCGAUUGUCGUUGAGUUACUGGAGGGUAAACGUCCACCGGGACUAUUCUUGAUCCUAGACGACGUUUGCGCGACUCUUCACGGCGGUAGCACGGGAGCCGACGCAGAUUUGCAAAAGAAACUCGCGGUCGUGGCUGAUAAGCACGAACAUUUCCAAAGUACAAAAGAAGGAUUUGUUAUUUAUCACUACGCUGGUGUGGUCUCUUACUCGGUCGAUGGAUUUUGCGAUAAGAACCGCGACGUACUCUUCCCUGAUCUAGUUGAGCUGAUGCAAACGAGCACCAAUUGUUUGGUUCAGAAACUGUACUCCUCCGAAGGAUUACAGGCGAGCAAGACGAAAACUCUGAGAUCUAGGCCCACUACCGCUGGUAACAAGAUCAGGAAUCAGGCUAGCCGGCUGGUGAGCCAACUGAUGAAAUGCACGCCGCAUUAUAUCAGAUGCAUCAAGCCGAACGAGACUAAAAAGCCUCGUGACUGGGACUCUGCCAGAGUGAAACAUCAGGUGGAAUAUUUAGGUUUGAAGGAGAACAUCAAAGUGCGCAGAGCCGGUUUCGCGUACAGGAGACCGUUCAACAAAUUCAUACAGAGAUACGAGAUUCUUAUUAACAAGAAUCAAAGAAAUGACAUCGAUGAGAAACGAGUGAUCCAACAGACACUAAGCAGUCUUCAAAUCGAUCAAUCGCAGUACCAAUUGGGGAAGACGAAAUUGUUUAUAAAAGCUCCGGAAACUCUCUUCAUGUUGGAGGAAGCGAGAGACCGGAAGUACAAUAUGUACGCGAGAGUGAUCCAAAAGGCGUUUAAAAAGUAUUUCGCACGGAGGAGACAGGAACAGGAGAAACAACAGGCGGCCGAUUUACUGUUCGGUCACAAGGAACGUAGACGCGCUAGUUUCAAUAGAAACUUCAUGGGCGAUUACAUCGGAUUAGAGGGGAAACGGCAAAUGUUGAAUCUGAUCGGUAGAAAGGAGAAGGUUUUCUUCGCUGAAACCGUAAAGAAGUAUGACAGGAGGUUCAAGGUGAGUAGAAGGGAUCUCAUCUUGACUAGCAAAUAUUUAUACCUAAUCGGUCGAGAGCAAGUUAAAAAAGGUCCUGAGAAGGGCAAAAAGGUCGAGAUUAUAAAACGGAAGCUGUCGUUCAACCAAAUUAGUAACAUAUCGUUAAGUACGCUUCAAGACGACUUUGUCGUUAUCCAUGCCAAAGAUGACUAUGGCAGUCUGUUAGAAUUAACAUUCAAAACCGAAUUUUUAAUUGCGCUAAGUAAAAGAUACGUCGAGGAGACCGGGCACGUCCUGAAUAUUAAAUUCGGCAACCAUUUAGAGUUCAAGAUCAAGAAGGAAGGGUGGGGAAGCGGAGGUACGAGACACGUACAGUUUACGCAAAUUGAUUACGGUGAUAAAGAGAUACUGAAAUCAAGCGGGAAGAUCCUGAACGUUUGCAUCGGGCCGGGAUUACCAUCUACCACCAAGCUAAACGUUAACAGAACAUCGGCGGGUCACCGAUACGGCAAGGUGAAUGCUAGUCAUUCGUUUCGACAAACGAACCCUCGCUCUCAGUUCGAAGUUACUGAGAAACCGAAAUUAUCAGUAGCAGAUUCCUCGAAUAGGGCGGUACGUCUAUCCAAUCAGAAAAAGCAAGUGAUGCAGGAGCCGAAGAAGUUAGAAAAUAAUAACAUGCCUCUAAUGGGCAUGUUCACUAAUCCAACAGCUCGACCUAGAGCAGGUAUGUUAAGGUUCCCACCACCUCCCUCGGAACCUCCGCCACCGUGCACACCGGUUCCUUUGGGAUUUAGGAUGCCAGCCAUUGAUAAUAACGGCAAUAAAAGCACGCAGAACGACGCGAAGACUAAACCCGUGCGUCCCGCGCCUCGGGCUCCUGUGAAUAUUAGACAGAAACCAGCACUGCCAAGUUUGCCGAAAGCUAAAUCGUUGUACGACUACAGUCCCCAAGACGUCGACGAGCUGCAGCUCAAGGAGGGUGACAUCAUUGAAAUACUUAAAGAAGACAAAGAUGGCUGGUGGCACGGUAGAUUGAACGGGAGGACAGGUCUCUUUCCGUCGAAUUAUAUUGUUAAAAUAUAAAGCCUCACGUACAGACUUCGCAAUGCUGUUAGCUGUGCACAGUGCUGUUACUAUACAAUUCAAGAAUUUAUCAUUUUGCAAGACACUCGUGCAUCCCGAAUAUCCUUCCUCCAACUUCGAAAUGCAGAGUGCGCGUACAGUUCUCCUCUCCGUUUCACACUACCCAG
Ceratina calcarata is the source of this 3181-nucleotide messenger RNA. RefSeq names its product unconventional myosin-Ie-like. Gene Ontology annotation, biological process: actin filament organization; endocytosis. NCBI's taxonomy places the organism in Eukaryota, Metazoa, Arthropoda, Insecta, Hymenoptera, Apidae. Gene Ontology annotation, molecular function: microfilament motor activity; ATP binding; actin filament binding. The record is from RefSeq and is a predicted model, not a curated record. The transcript is spliced from 11 exons. Gene Ontology annotation, cellular component: myosin complex; plasma membrane; actin cytoskeleton. Bases 1206 to 3014 code for a protein of 602 amino acids.